AUUAGAAAUAGUAAAGUGACUUCAAUCAGUGUUGUGCCGGAUUACAUUUAUUUAUUAAAAAAAAAAAACUUUCAGUACAAGUCAAAGGACACAAUUUUCCCGCCAAAAGUAAACGUCAAACUACAAGAUGUUUCUCAAUUACAUAUUUUUAUAUUACAUAUUUUAUCUAACUGAAAGCCAUACGCCAAAUAAUAAUUCCGACGUAAUCAUCACCUAUUCCGGUCACGCCGAAGCGAAUGUAGAAUCUCCAAGAGAUAUGGCAAAACCAAAGACAAUAACCAUAGAGAAAAACAAUUUGAUACCUAAAUCUUUUCUUACUACGAUUGAUUAUACAGAAACAGAUGACGUCUUGUUCGUUCCCAAUGAGAAAAAGGUACACAGAAUUGAUGAGGAGUUUAAAGAUCCGAAUGUGAUGAAUAUCGGUGAUGUGGUGAUGAAGAAAACUGUCGGUGAUGUGUUAGGAGACAAAGGUAUUAAUGUUGAGACAGAACGUCCAAAAGAUAUUCUUUUUAUAUCUGGCAAAAAUAAUGAAAAUAUCGAAAAGAGCGAGUUGAGGGAGCGAGAUAGACGUAACAACACAAGAAGGAGUGGGAAAGGGACGAAGCCGAUUUCAUUGGACUGCACCGAUUUGGACUGUAACAACACUAUAAAAUCACUAUGCGGCGGGAAAAUAGAACAUAAGAAGUGGAAAUAUAGAUUGUUUUUGAAUGAAUGCUACUUUCGAAAAGUCAACUGCAAUUUUAAAUAUGCUGAGAAUAGAUAUACACAAGUUCGCGAAGAGUUUUGUAACAAUAUAGCCGCCCAUUACUCCUUCAAGCCUUACGUGUACAAGUUCGAAGAACCCGUGGAGAAGAAGGAGAAGACUGACAUCAGUGCUAGAAGGAGUUAUUCUUCUAGAAGAUCGCAAAAUAAAGGCAUCGACGGCCACUUCUGCUCGCACGCAUGUCCCAUCUCCUGUCCUGAAGACUACAACCCGGAGUGCGCCCUCUCCAACACUGGGCUUAGGAAGGUGUUUGCUAACCACUGCAAAUUGGACUACAACUCGUGUGCUUACAGACUUGUCUGGCAACGGCGCCCUCUAGCGGAGUGCGUGGGAGGCAAGAAGGCGGACUUACAACAGAACAGAGGUUUCAUAGGAUGGAUGCAAAGGAUUGGGAUUGUAGACAAUAGAGGGCGCCUUGUGCUUUAUUAAUUAACUGACGCAAUAUUAAAAUAAAUAAAAUAUAUAU
Molecule: messenger RNA, 1229 nt
Organism: Galleria mellonella (greater wax moth)
Lineage: Eukaryota; Metazoa; Arthropoda; Insecta; Lepidoptera; Pyralidae
Exons: 5
Coding region: 128-1192 (354 amino acids)
Source: RefSeq, a predicted model, not a curated record